AAAGCCACGCCCGGGCUGCAGCGCUCGCACUGCUCUCCAGGCUCCGUUAUCGGCUGCUGCUCGGUCUGCGCUUCCUCUGCUCCUCCUCCUGCUGCAGCAGCGGCUCAGAAGCCUGACCAAUGGCGUGUAUUCAUGAAAUUCUAGGCAAGCUGAAAUUGGAAGGAAGUCAAACCAGUUCCAGUCAGUCAACUUGUGGAACUAUCAGGCCUAGCACAAACUUCGAUGCAGAGAAGGAUGCAGCAGCCAUUGAAACUGCAAUUAAGACAAAAGGUGUGGACGAGCUAACAAUCAUCAGCAUUUUAACAACCCGAAGCUGUGAGCAAAGACAAGAAAUAGCAUUUGCCUUUCAGAGGAGGACCAAGAAGGACCUGGCAUCUGCACUAAAAGGUGCCCUUUCUGGUAAUCUGGAGACUGUAAUGCUUGCGCUGAUUAAGACACGGCCCCAGUAUGAUGCUUCAGAACUGAAAGCUGCAAUGAAGGGCCUUGGGACAGAUGAAGACACUCUAAUUGAAAUUAUCUGCUCAAGAAGCAGUGGAGAACUACAGGCAAUCCAGGCUGCAUACAGAGAAUUAUACAAGACAGAAUUAGAAAAAGACAUUGUAUCGGACACAUCCGGAGAAUUCAGGAAAUUAAUGGUGGCCCUGGCUAAGGGCAAGCGACCAGAAGAAGGUUCUGUGGUGGACUAUGAGAAGAUCGACCAGGAUGCCAGAGAGCUGUACGAGGCUGGAGUAAAAAGGAAGGGAACAGAUGUGGGCAAGUGGAUUACAAUCAUGACUGAAAGAAGCGUACCUCACCUACAGAAAGUCUUUGAAAGGUACAAGAGUUACAGUCCAUAUGACAUGCAGGAGAGCAUCAAGAAGGAAGUGAAGGGUGACCUGGAAAACGCUUUCCUCAAUCUUGUCCAGUGUAUUGAGAACAAGCCACUGUACUUUGCUGAUCGGUUGUACGACUCUAUGAAGGGCAAAGGAACGAAAGAUAAAGUGUUGAUCCGGAAUAUGGUUUCUCGAAGUGAAGUGGACAUGCUAAAAAUAAGAGCAGAGUUCAAGAAAAAAUAUGGCAAAUCUCUAUCCUACUACAUUGGGCAAGACACAAAAGGUGAUUAUCAACGUGCCCUGCUAAACCUGUGUGGUAGCGAUGACUGAGCCUCGUAUACAUCAUUCCUGCCUCCCCUGAUGCCUUAUUGCUUGUCCUGACUACGUCUGCGGAGCUCCCCAGCCUGUAAUGAGUCGCCUGCCUGCUUCUUCCCAGUUUACAGACCAAUACAACUCUGCCUUCCCAAAUACAGAUUUUUUUUUUUGUGUAAA
Messenger RNA from Pseudophryne corroboree (corroboree frog), 1304 nucleotides. RefSeq names its product annexin A2 (gene ANXA2). Bases 120 to 1142 code for a protein of 340 amino acids. NCBI's taxonomy places the organism in Eukaryota, Metazoa, Chordata, Amphibia, Anura, Myobatrachidae. Gene Ontology annotation, molecular function: phospholipase A2 inhibitor activity; phosphatidylinositol-4,5-bisphosphate binding; cadherin binding involved in cell-cell adhesion. The transcript has 13 exons. Gene Ontology annotation, cellular component: cytoplasm; nucleus; plasma membrane. The record is from RefSeq and is a predicted model, not a curated record.